GUCUGCUGGCUGCUUGUGGAACGACGACCGCUGCCUCCCACGGUGUCGCUUCUUCACGUUUAUUAUCCUCUCGCCCUGCGCUGUCCGUCUCACACACUCACACAACAUUGAAGGCUCGUCGCGCCUCAUACCAACGUUCACCACCGUUAGCAAUGGCCGGCGACGAAAUCACCCAGGCGCAGGCCGCCCACGGUUUCGACGCCGAGAAACAAAAUGUCGAGAACCUCGAGCACGUCCAGGACGCUGCCGCACCCGCGAGCGGCGGCGAGGGCGGCUCCCCGUUCCCAGCCAUGGAUCCUGCGCGGAGGGCGGCCGUCGAGAAGAGCCUCAAGCGCAAGCUCGACACGCGGUGCAGCCUCUUCGUCCUCAUCUACAUCAUGAACUACCUCGACCGCAACAACAUCGCCUCGGCGCGCCUCAAGGGCCUGCAGACGGACCUGCAGCUCGACGACACGCAGUACGCGACGUGUCUGAGCAUCUUAUACGUCGGAUACAUUCUCAUGCAGGUCCCGUCCAACAUGUUCGUCAACCGUAUCCAGCGCCCGUCGCUAUACAUCGCCCUGGCCAUGCUGCUCUGGGGCCUCAUCUCGACGCUGUCGGGCAAUGCCAAGACCUUUGCCCACAUGGUCACCAUCCGCUUCCUGCUCGGCUUCAUCGAGGCCGCCUUUUUGCCCGGCGCCCUGCUCAUCCUGUCCAAGUGGUAUACGCGUCGCGAGCUCACCACCCGCAACGCCAUUCUGUUCUGCGGCAAUCUCAUUUCCAACGCCUUCUCGGCGCUCGUCGGAGCCGGUGUCUUGUCCAACAUGCAGGGCACGCUGGGCCACGCUGCCUGGCGCUGGCUGUUCUGGAUUGAGGGUGCUGUCACCAUGACCGUGGCCAUCUCCGCCGCCUUCAUCUUGCCUGACCUGCCGCACAAUGCGCGUGGUUUCACCGAGGAGGAGAGAAUGGUCGCCCAGCUGCGCAUGUACGAGGAUGUUGGCGAGGCUGACAAGGAUGCCGAGAACCAGGGGGCUUUUGACGGCCUCAUGAUGGCUGUCCGCGACCCCAAGAUUUACGUCAUGAUGUUCACGUUCACGGCUUACGUCGUUGGGCUGUCCUUCAACGCCUUCUUCCCUACCUUGACCGGAACCCUGGGGUUCGAAUAUGUGCCGACACUGCUCAUGAGCUCCCCGCCGUGGGUUUUCUCGUGCCUCAUCUCUGUCAUCAUCUCCUGGCACGCCGACCGAACGCAAGAAAAGUUCUGGCACAUCGUCGGCCCCAUCCUCAUGGGCAUCGUCGGCUUCGUCAUCAGCAUGGCUACCCUCAACGUUGCCGCCCGCUAUAUCGCGCUCUUUCUCCAAGCUGGCUCGUAUGCGGGCUUCAUCGUCUUUUACUCGUGGAUCAGCUCCUCAUUCCCGCGCCCUCCCGCCAAGCGCGCCGUUGCCAUCGCCAUGAUCAACGCCUUCAGCCAGCUUGGUAACGUCGCUGGCUCCUAUGUCUGGGACCUCAAGGAAAAUGGCUACCGCAAGAGCUACGGUAUUGUGCUGUCCAUGUUUGGCAUCACUAUCGUGGGCUGCUACCUCUUCAAGCUGAUGCUUGCGAACCUGAAUAAGAAGCUGGCCGAGAGCGAGAUACACGAUGUGGCGGAACAGCGUGCCGAGGGCGACUUCAUCGAAAGCAAUGACGAGUCGCUGCGAAUGCGCAAGGGAUUCCGCUACUUGGUCUAA
Molecule: messenger RNA, 1706 nt
Organism: Purpureocillium takamizusanense
Lineage: Eukaryota; Fungi; Ascomycota; Sordariomycetes; Hypocreales; Ophiocordycipitaceae
Exons: 3
Coding region: 153-1706 (517 amino acids)
Biological process (GO): transmembrane transport
Cellular component (GO): membrane
Molecular function (GO): transmembrane transporter activity
Source: RefSeq, a predicted model, not a curated record